CCCACAUGAGCUCAACUAGUUGAGAAUCACAACUACUGGGCUCCAAAUUAACCCUGCUUACCACCUACCCCUUCAUAUUAGUCACUCACCCAUUUCAUAGAUAAGCGGCUGCUGUGAAAUGACACUGUUUUCGGGUAAGAAAAUUUUAAGGUUUGGAGACAGACAGCCCUGAGGUUGAAUUCUGAAUAGGGAGGUUUUUCCUCCUGUGGGUUUUUCUUUUGGUUUCCUCCAUUCUUGGGUGGGCAUAAUGUUUUCAUCCUAGAAGUGGCCAUAGGGGUUAAACUCAGCCUGGAAAGGGAGAGAGGCCCCAGGGAGGUAAGGACCCGCCCUGGGCCACCCAGCUUGGCAGGGUGCAAUAAAAGAGCUCUGGUGGAGGAGCCGGGCCAGAUUGCCUAUCUCUGUGCUAUAUCAGUGUCGAAUUUCUUUAUUUGAAUGGGGAGAGAGGGCAGCCUCCCUCUCUGCAGGUAGAGAAGGUGCUGUGGAAUGUGGCUGUUUGUUUUUCUUUGCCAGUGAAAGCCUUAUUUCAGCUCACUUGGCUGUACAGGGCUUCUGAGACACAAGAUGUUCUUUGGGGUGCCUAGCCAAAGUGGACACUGAGAGGGCACCCACCGACCGAGUGGGAACUGGGAAGCAUCAUCCUUCUGCCUGCUCCAAUGAGGCCUCCUGGUCCCCUUCAUCUCCAUAUCUCCUGGCAGACUCUAGGUUGCUUAGAAAGCCAAGGCAGCCUUCCUGACAAACAAAUCUUGUUCACACGGAGAGGGGGAGACUAGCUGAGUCUAUCUGGUCUUCUUUCUCUACUAAAGCAUUGCCCACCCAACUGGCACCCUUUAUUCUGAGACUCCUUGAAGGGGCACCAGUGUCAUCGUCAUUUGUCAAGCCAUCAAACUGAGAGCCCCUUGUACUAAGGAAGUGGAUUCGAGAAACCACGGGGUGAUCAUGAGGCAGGGCUUUCUGCAAUGGCUGCCCCUCUUUCCCUUCCGCCCCUCCUCUUCAGCUCGCUGGCGGCUUGGAGAGGAAGCCCUGCCGGCAGGUAGCAGAGAAAAGACAUAGGAUCCAGGGGGGAGUCGCAGUGAAAGCAAACAAACAGGCCUUUGUGUGGCUUCAGAUUGGCGGCUCAGAAGGGAAGCCAGGCCUGUGGUAGGCGAGAGAGGGAGGAGGUAUGGGAGGUCGAGCCGUAGAUGGUUUGUGGGUAGCUAGAGCUGGAUGACGAGGCCCAUUCCUUGUAGACAGGCAAAAAGCUUGGGCCCUGCCUCUUGACUUCUGAACAGAUCUAACGGAUUCACUCCCUGGAACUAUCACACCCUUAGGACUGCUGUGGGCCUAGCCAGUGUCGGGCUCCUAUUCCACUUUGCUGCUUGUGGCUGCUAGGAAGAAGUGGAGUAGUAGGGAGGGAAUCAUGGCCACCAGGGAGGACAGACUUUUCAGAACCAGAAACACGGCGGGAAUUCCAGUAGGGAGGCAGCCUUGUGGAGCAGGAAGGUUUACUGUGCAGUGACAGGCAGUGGGUGUCGGUAGGUAGAGAUGUUAUCUCAAGCCCCCAUGACUAGGAGCCAAAUUUCCCUAUCACUGGUGCAGGCCACCAACCAGGUUGGGGGCAUAGGCCCGAAGACCGGUUUCCUCGCAGACCGUGUGAGGGGUCAUCUUGGGUAGUAUUGGUAGUGGAGCUGUAUUCAUUAUCCUAGUGAGGACACCCGCACCAGCCCAGACAGGCUGCUCAGACCAGGACCCAAGUCUACUGAGGUGCGGUCCGGCCAGACGAUGAUCAGGCUGCUGCGUGGUUGCUCCGGGGCCAUUUCCUCUCCUCUCCACGACCUCGAAACGGGCGGCGGGAGGGCAGACGCCCGCGCUUCCUGCCCGCCAUCCCGCGGCGCCCCCCUAAGCGGCGUUCCACCCGGGAGGUGCACGGGGCGGGGUGGGGUGGGGCGGGCACUGAGUCGCCAUGGCAGCGCCUGGCCCGUCAUGCUCCGCGCUGCUGGGACCGUCAGCCAAGGCCCCGCCCCUGGCAGAGCGGGGCCCCUUUCCGGGAAUGCAAAGCCGGAGGCGUGGCUUCCAGACCUGCGAAGUGCAGUCUUAGCCACCCAAGCCCUCUGAAGUGGGCCUUGGAGGAUCUCAGCUGCUAGAUGGAUUGCACUGGAAAGGCUUCUAAGACUGAGGGUGGAAAGCGUCCUAGACAGAAGAAUGCUGAAUUUGCAUUAUGAGUGGCAGCUAAAUUCAACAGAUGGAAAAACCAUAGACUACCCCUUGCCUGGCACAGGGGCAUCAAGAGUAGCACCAGAUCCUCCCUGGGCACUCCCACCACCGUCAAUGUGUGCUGUCGAAAAGGAUCUCAUCUGGCGGUCGGGUACUGGAAAAAGAGAGAGGGAGAGCGCACCGUUGCAGAGAGAAGGCAAGAGAAAAGGGAGACUGCGAGACGCGCCACGCCGGCGCCCCAAGACCCAGGAGGAGCCCGCAGCAGUUAGGUUGUGCUGGGGAUUCUCCCCUCCCUUUUGCUCUACAAUGCCUUGGUGAGCGGUCACGGCGACCGAGCUACUGGUGGAAGAAUUGGGGCUGAGAUGUCGCGGCGGGUGGCCGCAGAUGGGGAUGCUGGAGAAGGAAGGAGUUCACCUCAAGUUCGCAGUCUGUGUCGGGAAGCUGGUCCGGCCUGGGAGGGCGUUUCAAGCACCGGUCCUACUAUAACCAGCCCGAGUCAUGCAGUCUUUUCGAGAAAGGUGUGGUUUCCAUGGCAAACAGCAAAACUACCCACAAACCUCACAGGAGACAUCGCGCCUGGAGAACUACAGGCAGCCGGGUCAGGCUGGGCUAAGCUGUGAUCGGCAGCGGCUGCUGGCCAAGGACUAUUACAGCCCUCAGCCCUAUACAGGCUAUGAGGGUGGCACUGGUACACCUUCUGGCACAGUGGCCACAGCACCUGCAGACAAGUACCACCGAGGCAGCAAAUCCCUGCAGGGGAGACCAGCUUUCUCCACCUAUGUUCAAGACAGCAGCCCCUACCCAGGGCGCUACUCCAGCGAGGAGGGUCUUCAGACCUGGGGGGGCCCACAGCCACCACCUCCUCAGCCACAGCCUCUGCCAGGGCCAGUGAGCAAAUAUGAGGAGAACUUGAUGAAGAAGACAGUGGUGCCUCCAAACAGGCAGUACCCUGAGCAGGGCCCCCAGCUUCCCUUCCGGACUCACAGCCUGCAUGUCCCACCACCACAGCCUCAGCAGUCCCUGGCUUACCCCAAACUCCAAAGGCAGAAACCACAGAAUGACCUUGCCUCCCCUCUGCCCUUCCCCCAGGGCAGCCACUUUCCCCAGCAUUCCCAGUCCUUCCCUACCUCCUCCACUUAUGCCCCAACAGUGCAGGGUGGCGGGCAGGGGGCCCACUCAUACAAGAGCUGCACAGCACCAUCUGCCCAGCCUCAUGACAGGCCGAUGAGUGCCAAUGCGAGCCUGGCUCCAGGGCAACGGGUCCAGAAUCUUCACGCUUACCAGCCGGGCCGCCUUAGCUAUGAGCAGCAGCAGCAAGCACUUCAAGGCCGGCACCACACCCAGGAAACACUCCACUACCAGAACCUCGCCAAGUACCAACACUAUGGACAGCAAGGCCAGGGCUACUGUCCGCCGGACACAGCUGUCAGGACUCCAGAACAGUAUUACCAGACCUUCAGCCCGAGCUCCAGCCACUCCCCUGCACGGUCUGUGGGUCGCUCCCCUUCUUAUAGCUCCACCCCGUCACCCCUGAUGCCCAAUCUGGAGAACUUCCCCUAUAGCCAGCAGCCGCUUAGUACUGGGGCCUUCCCCACAGGCAUCACUGACCACAGCCACUUUAUGCCCCUGCUCAACCCAUCCCCAACAGAUGCUGCCAGUUCUGUGGACCCCCAGGUCAGCAACUGCAAGCCCCUGCAGAAGGAGAAGCUCCCUGACAACUUGCUGUCAGAUCUCAGCCUGCAGAGUCUCACAGCGCUCACCUCCCAGGUGGAAAACAUCUCCAACACUGUGCAGCAGCUCUUGCUGUCCAAAGCCGCCAUGCCACAGAAGAAGGGGGUCAAGAGCCUUGUGUCCAGGACUCCAGAGCAGCACAAAAGCCAGCACUGUAGCCCUGAGGGCAGUGGCUACUCAGCUGAGCCAGCAGGCACACCGCUGUCUGAGCCGCCAAGCAGCACACCACAGUCCACUCAUGCUGAGCCACAAGAUGCUGACUACCUGAGUGGCUCUGAGGACCCGCUAGAGCGCAGCUUUCUCUAUUGCAGCCAGGCCCGGAGCAGCCCUGCCAGGGUCAACAGCAACUCUAAGGCUAAGCCGGAGUCUGUGUCCACCUGUUCUGUGACCUCACCUGAUGACAUGUCCACUAAGUCUGACGACUCUUUCCAGAGCCUGCACAGUACUCUGCCACUGGACAGCUUCUCUAAAUUUGUGGCAGGCGAGCGGGACUGCCCGAGGCUGCUGCUCAGUGCCCUGGCACAGGAAGAUCUGGCCUCUGAGAUCCUGGGACUACAGGAAGCCAUUGUUGAGAAGGCGGACAAGGCCUGGGCUGAGGCUUCCAGCCUGCCCAAGGACAAUGGCAAGCCACCCUUCUCACUGGAGAACCAUGGCACCUGCCUGGACACUGUGGCCAAGACUUCAUGGUCACAGCCAGGGGAGCCAGAGACCCUACCUGAGCCCUUGCAGCUGGACAAGGGUGGCAGCACCAAGGACUUCAGUCCGGGGCUGUUUGAAGACCCUUCUGUGGCCUUUGCCACCACUGACCCGAAGAAAACAACCAGCCCCCUGUCCUUUGGCACCAAGCCUUUGCUUGGUACUGCCACUCCUGACCCCACUGCAGCAGCGUUUGACUGCUUUCCAGAUACACCCACUGCCAGCUCAGUGGAUGGUGCCAACCCCUUUGCCUGGCCAGAGGAAAACCUGGGUGAUGCUUGUCCUCGUUGGGGCCUCCACCCUGGUGAGCUUCCCAAGGGCUUGGAGCAGGGUGCAAAAGCCUCGGAUAGCGUGGGCAAGCCAGAUGUACACGAGACCUCUGCCUGCAUGGGCUUCCAGGAAGAGCAUGCCAUUGGGAAGCCAGCAGCUGCACUGUCUGGGGAUUUCAAGCGGCAGGAGGCAGAGGGGGUAAAAGAGGAAGUAGGUGGGUUGCUGCAGUGCCCCGAGGUGGGCAAGGCUGACCAGUGGCUGGAGGAGAGCCGGCACUGCUGCUCCUCCACUGACUUUGGGGACCUGCCACUGUUGCCGCCCCCUGGCAGGAAGGAGGACCUGGAAGCUGAAGAGGAGUACUCUUCUCUGUGUGAACUGCUGGGGAGCCCUGAGCAGAGGCCCAGCCUGCAGGACCCAUUGUCCCCCAAGGCCCCACUGAUCUGCACCAAGGAGGAAGCAGAGGAGGUGCUAGAUGCCAAGGCUGGCUGGGUCUCUCCAUGUCACCUCUCUGGGGAGCCUGCUGUCCUACUGGGCCCCUCUGUGGGUGCCGAGUCAAAGGUCCAGAGCUGGUUUGAAUCUUCUCUGUCACAUAUGAAACCAGGAGAAGAAGGGCAAGAGAUGGAGAGAGCUCCAGGUAGUUCUGGCACUUCACAAGGCUCCUUGGCCCCAAAGCCUAACAAGCCUGCUGUACCUGAGGUGCCCAUUGCUAAGAAAGAGCCUGUGCCACGGGGUAAAAGUUUACGGAGCCGGCGAGUACACCGGGGGCUGCCUGAGGCUGAAGACUCUCCGUGCAGGGUGCCAGCACUUCCCAAAGACCUCGUGCUCCCAGAGUCCUGCACUGGGCCCCCACAGGGACAGGCAGAAGGGGCUGGAGCCCCAGGCCGGGGGCUGUCAGAAGGGCUCCCCAGAAUGUGCACCCGCUCUCUUACAGCUCUGAGUGAGCCCCAGACUCCUGGACCUCCAGGCCUGACUACCACCCCCACACCUCCUGACAAACUGGGAGGUAAACAGCGAGCUGCCUUCAAGUCUGGCAAGCGGGUAGGAAAACCAUCCCCCAAGGCUGCAUCCAGCCCCAGCAACCCUGCUGCCCUGCCCGUUGCCUCAGAGAGCAGCCCCAUGGGCUCCAAAACCAAGGAGCCAGACUCUCCCAGCAUGCCUGGCAAGGACCAGCGUUCCAUGGUCCUCCGGUCUCGCACCAAACCCCAGCAGGUCUUCCAUGCCAAGCGGCGGCGGCCCUCAGAUAGCAGGAUCCCAGACUGUCGUGCCACCAAGAAGCUCCCUGCUAACAACCACUUACCCACUCCAUUCAAGGUCUCCAGUGGGCCCCAGAAGGAAGGGCGGAUGAGCCAGCGGGUCAAAGUACCCAAGCCUGGUACAGGGAGCAAGCUUUCAGAUAGGCCUCUACACUCACUCAAAAGGAAGUCGGCUUUCAUCGCACCGGUCCCCACCAAAAAGCGGAGCCUCAUCCUGCGAAGCAACAAUGGAAGUGGGGGAGAUGUGAGGGAGGAGAGGGCUGAGAGCUCCCCUGGCCUCUUAAGGAGGAUGGCCUCACCUCAGAGGGCUAGACCCAGGGGCAGUGGAGAGCCACCCCCACCCCCACCCUUAGAGCCACCUGCUGCAUGCAUGGGGUUGGCUACACAAUCAUCCCUGCCCAGUGCUGUGAGGACCAAGGUGCUGCCGCCUCGAAAAGGCCGCGGCCUCAAGCUGGAGGCCAUAGUGCAGAAGAUCACCUCACCUGGUCUCAAGAAACUUGCAUGUAGAGUGGCAGGGGCCCCUCCUGGGACACCCCGGAGCCCAGCCCUACCUGAGAAACGUUCAGGGGGCAGUCCAGCUGGGGCAGAAGAGGGUUUAGGAGGAAUGGGUACAGGACAAACGCUACCAGCAGCUUCAGGAGCUGACCCAUUGUGCAGAAACCCAGCCAGCAGGUCCCUAAAAGGUAAACUCUUGAAUAGUAAGAAGCUGUCCUCUGUUGCUGACUGCCCCAAAGCUGAGGCCUUCAUGUCCCCAGAGACCCUGCCAUCCCUAGGGACUGCCCGGGCACCGAAGAAAAGGAGCCGGAAAGGCAGGACUGGGGCCUUGGGACCCUCCAAAGGCCCAUUGGAGAAGCGGCCCUGUCCCGGCCAGGCUCUGCUCCUUGCUCCCCAUGACAGGGCCAGCAGCACUCAGGGCGGAGGUGAGGACAACUCCAGUGCAGGAGGCAAGAAGCCAAAGACAGAGGAGCUGGGACUGGCCUCCCAGCCUCCCGAAGGCCGGCCCUGCCAGCCCCAGACUCGGGUACAGAAGCAGCCGGGCCAAGCCAGCUCUAGCAGCUAUUCAAAGCGGAAGCGCCUCAGCCGUGGCCGGGGAAAGACCACCCAUGCUUCUCCCUGUAAAGGACGUGCCACUCGGAGAAGGCAGCAGCAGGUACUGCCCCUGGAUCCUGCAGAGCCUGAAAUCCGACUCAAAUACAUUUCCUCUUGCAAGAGGCUGAGGGCAGACAGCCGCACCCCAGCCUUCUCGCCCUUUGUGCGGGUGGAGAAGCGAGAUGCGUACACCACCAUAUGCACUGUUGUCAACUCCCCAGGGGAUGAGCCGAAACCUCACUGGAAGCCAUCCUCCUCUGUUGCCUCCUCCUCCACCUCCUCCUCCUCCUUAGAACCAGCUGGGGCUUCUCUGAUCACAUUCCCUGGAGGCUCUGUGCUGCAGCCGAGGCCCUCCCUGCCCCUCUCCUCCACCAUGCAUCUGGGGCCUGUGGUGUCCAAGGCCCUAAGUACCUCUUGCCUUGUCUGCUGCCUCUGCCAAAACCCAGCCAAUUUCAAGGACCUUGGGGACCUCUGUGGCCCCUACUACCCUGAACACUGCCUCCCAAAAAAGAAGCCAAAACUCAAGGAGAAGGUGCGGUUGGAGGGCACCUUGGAGGAGGCCUCUCUGCCUCUCGAGAGAACACUCAAAGGCCUGGAAUGUUCAGCCAGCACUACGGCUGCCACCCCUACCACAACCACCAUCACUACCACCACAACCCUGGGGAGACUUUCCAGGCCUGAUGGCCCAGCUGACCCUGCCAAGCAGGGCUCCCUGCGCACCAGUGCCCGGGGCCUGUCACGGCGGCUGCAGAGUUGCUAUUGCUGUGACGGUCAGGGGGACGGGGGUGAGGAGGUGGCCCCAGCUGACAAGAGCCGCAAACAUGAAUGCAGCAAAGAGGCCCCUACAGAACCUGGUGGGGACACCCAGGAACACUGGGUGCAUGAGGCCUGUGCUGUGUGGACCAGCGGGGUGUACCUGGUGGCCGGGAAACUCUUUGGGCUCCAGGAGGCCAUGAAGGUAGCUGUGGACAUGCCAUGUACCAGCUGUCAUGAAGCCGGAGCGACCAUCUCGUGCUCCUAUAAAGGAUGCAUCCAUACCUACCACUACCCAUGUGCCAAUGACACAGGUUGCACGUUCAUUGAGGAGAAUUUUACUUUGAAGUGCCCCAAACAUAAGAGGCUGCCGUUGUAAUCCGUGUGGCCGAGACUCCGAGGAAGAGGAGCUGCGCCCACAGCCGGUCCUUGAUCCCAUCCCAGGUCUAGGUUCCGGCUGCCUUGGGCGCUGGCGUGAGGCCUAGGUUGCGAAGAAAACCGGGGCCAGGCUUGGCAAAGGCAGGCCAGGGAGUGGCCAGACCCAGGGCACAAGGUCUUGGGUGGGGUGCAAGUCCCCUGCAAGUUCUGAAAAAGACGUGGCAUGCAAGCUGUGCCCCUGGGAAGAGGCUGCUGGCUCAGUGGACGACGUGGGGCAGACCCAAGCCUUCCUUAGAGGCCCAGCAGUGGGGACCACGGCCCAGCACUUGGCAUGGAUCUGCCCAGGAUCGUGGCAGGCCUGGGCUCAGGCCAUUCUAUCCCUGAUAAGGGCUGGCCUGGGGUGGUGCCCUGUGGCUUCUGUUUGUCCCCUUUCCGGUCUUCCACCCUACUGUUGGAACCCAGUCUGGAAGCCUGAGGAGACUGGGCCUGGCUCCCCUCUAGCAGAUGUGCAGCUGUCCCAGACAAAACACCAACAUGGGAUUCAGGGACUGCCACUCAGCUUACUCGGCUCAUGGGUGGAGACAGUGCUAGAUUCGUGUACAAACCUGUGUACCCCUCUAUAUAUAUGUCACAUAGAAUGUAUAUAUGUUGGGAACAUGCUCGCUUCUGUGUGUCGCUGCUGUGUGUCGUGUGCUGCACAGCACAGAGCCCUAACCUGGCCUUGACCGGGGUCGGGGCUGAAGUGUUGCCCCAUCCCCGAGCAGCUACCACCAUCACCACCACGGCCAGCCCCCACCUGUCCGUUUGUGUUCUCAGCUCUGUCCACGCUUCAAUAGGCCUGAUGCAGCCCCUUUCCCCUGCAACUUUCUGUACAUAUGACUGUAAAAUGGUAAACGUGUGUAUUAUAUCUGGCCUCGUUAUAUAGUGUAUAUAUAUGUAUACAUAUACAUAUAUAUAAUAUAUAUGAAGACUGUAAAUGUUAAGACAACUAGUGUUCUUAUUAGUAUAUUGCUUCACACUGAAGAUUGUGUGUAUCGAGCUGUUUCUAAAAGAUGUUUAUUUUCCUUAAGAGUUAAAAAAAAAAAAACAGUCAUUGCAUUCAGAAAAAAAAAAAGUCAAUAAAGAUACCACGAUUGUUUUGGAA
Messenger RNA from Mastomys coucha (southern multimammate mouse), 9504 nucleotides. RefSeq names its product retinoic acid induced 1 (gene Rai1). Bases 2689 to 8361 code for a protein of 1890 amino acids. NCBI's taxonomy places the organism in Eukaryota, Metazoa, Chordata, Mammalia, Rodentia, Muridae. Gene Ontology annotation, cellular component: nucleus. Gene Ontology annotation, biological process: regulation of transcription by RNA polymerase II; circadian regulation of gene expression. The record is from RefSeq and is a predicted model, not a curated record. The transcript is spliced from 8 exons.